AACAAGAAGAAGAAAUAUCAGAUGUUCAUUGACUGAAUUGUGUACAGUUUGUGCAGUUUGCUGUUCAAAAUCUUGGAAGUACGUCCGUAACCGUUUUGUGGUUUUAAAUGGCAACCAGGGUUAGGCGAAAAGCGGCGGCGGUCCCGGCGAUUGUGGAUUUAGCUUCAGACACAGAUGAUGACGACAAUGCUAAUUCGAAGCGCAGGAGGCGGGAUUCAGAUGAUGUUGAGUUUGUGGCUGAUACGAAGGAAGAGAGGAAAAAAAGAACACGGGAAACUGUGAAGUCAGAUGCCACUGCCGAAAAACGGAAAAAGACUGAAAAGGCAAAUGACGAACCACGGAAGAAGCCAAGCACGAAGAGAACGACGAAAGCUGCAAGCGUACUGGAAAAGGAAAACAUAUUAAAUCCAUUUGCUACCAAUCGGGCGUCAGAGCAAGUGGGAAACAAAAGCAAAUCAUCGGGCGAAAGGCCGGUCGCGGCUAGCGGGAAGAGUAAUGCAGUUGAGAAAGUUGUCGGGGCGGGGAACAGCUGCUUUAGGAGCUUAAAACGUAAACAAACGUGGGAAGUUCCUGAGCUCCUUGCCGAAUUGGAAGAUAUCGACGAUACUUCAUCACGUAAUAUUGUUUCGUUGUUUGAAGAUGAUAAUACGAUUCCAUUCAUUUGUCGCUAUCGGAGAGACAUGAUCCCGCCAAAUCUACAACCCGAAAGAUUGCGUGAUAUCAAAAACACUUACGUGGCACUAUUAUCAUUGAAGAAGAGAGCGGAGACUGUUGUGAAGACAUUGGAAAAGGAUGGUGUUCUUACAAAAGAGAUUGAAAACGAAAUACUUGCAGCUCGAACUAUGGAUGAAUUGGAAUUUUUGUAUGCACCGUACAAACCAGCAAAUAAAGGGUCAUUAGCAGAUCGGGCUAAAGCCUUAGGCUUGGAAAAGUAUGCCGACGAUAUCCUCUACGGGAAGUCAUCUCAAGUGAAUUUGUUUAGUCUCGUUAACAAAUCUAAUCCCGACCUAGACACACUUGACAAAGUAGCUGACGGAAUUUGCCAUAUUAUAUCCCAUAAUAUCAGUAAAAGCACUGAAGUGUUAGAAGAACUCAGAAGACUGCAAAAAGUGCAUCGUAUCGUGUUGAAAUGCGCUAAAGCAAAGGCGUCCAAAGCAAAAGACGUUGAAGAUUCAAAACGAAAUGCGAAAGUGGAUGAAUCAAAGUAUGAACACUACUUUACUUUUGAAAACGCCGUUAAAUACGUGAAACCACAUCAAGUACUGGCCAUAAACAGAGGCGAGAAAGCAAAAGUUCUUUCGGUAAAAAUCGAAGUCCCUGAUCGACUGAAAAACGAUAUUCGAUACUUUAUUCGAAAGUUGUAUUUGUUUCAAGGAUGUGGGUAUCCGUUGCGCUCUCAAAUCUUUGACAAGGCUUUCGAGGAGUGCUUUUCGAAAAAAUUACAACCCCUAAUCAGUCGCCAACUGCGAACAGAUUUGAAUGAAGCUGCAAUGAAAGCGUCGAUAGAUGUGUUCGCCAAAAACCUGAAGCAAUUAUUGUUAACGUCUCCUUUGAAAGGUGAAUGUAUUUUGGGGAUAGAUCCAGGAUUUUCGAAUGGUUGCAAGUUAGCUCUGAUUUCGAAAACGGGAGAUGUACUUGAAACAGGUGUGAUUUAUCCGCAUAAAAAGUUUUGUGAUCCCAUUGAGUGGGGUGUGAAAAUGGCGGACAUGAUGAGGAGACAUGGAUGCAAUCUAAUUGCUUUAGGGAACGGCACUGCUUGUCGCGAGACUGAACUGUGGAUAACUGAAUUGUUUGCAGAAGGAAUUUUAGAUGAAACAUCUGUUCGGUACAGUAUAGUAUCAGAACAGGGGGCGUCUAUUUACUCCUGCGGAGAAGUUGCGAAGAAGGAAUUCCCUAAAAUGGAUGUAAAUUUAAUCAGUGCAGUUUCAAUUUCGCGUCGUUUAAUGGAUCCGCUAAGUGAAUAUGUGAAAAUCGAGCCAAAGCACAUAGGCGUCGGCAUGUAUCAGCAUGAUGUGAACGAGAAAGUAUUAUCAGAGACCUUGAAUGAAGUUGUUUCAGAAUGUGUGAGUUUCGUCGGUGUUGAUCUGAAUACGGCAAGUUUGAGCUUGUUGAAAUAUAUAGCGGGUCUAACUGCCUCAAGAGCGGAAAAAAUCAUAGAAUAUCGUACAACUAAAGGACCGUUUAAGACAAGGAAGGAUCUGCUGCUUGUGAAGUCUGUCGGUGCGAAAACAUUCACUCAAUGUGCAGGUUUCGUACGCAUUGAACCUUUAAGUGUCGGCGGUAGAGUUGCCAAUUUAUUAGAUUGCACCUGGGUACAUCCCGAAAGCUACGAUAUCGCCGAAAGGAUUAUUGCAAAAUGUGGAUUAAAAUUAGAAAACAUUGGACAACCUGAUUUCAUUAAUCGCAUCACUAAUUUUCGCAUUUCAACUCCUUUAGAGCGAUUGGAGGCGGAAUUUAAGGUUCCCAAAGAAAGGAUUUUAACCGUGUUUGAAGCACUGCAGCGGGUACUCUUCAGUGACUAUCGAAGUGACAUAAAUAAGAAGCCUUUAUUCAAGAGGGGAAUUACGAAAAUGUCAGAAUUGGAAAAAAACAUGACUGUGACAGGUGCUGUUACAAACGUUACACAUUUUGGAGCGUUUGUUGAUAUUGGUGUUGACAAAGACGCUCUAAUUCAUAGCAGUCAAAUGAAUGGUUGCAUUUUAAGCGUUGGUGAUCGCGUACAAGCUACUGUCCUGAAUGUUGAUGUUCAAAGAAGUCGUAUACAGUUAAGUUUAGAUGAGUUACAAACGUAAGAUAGAUAUACAUUGGUUAAGAGAGAAAAUGAAUUCCAACAAUUUGGUUUUAAGACAUUUAUUCAGAGAUGUGAAUAUUAGAUAGGAAUACUUUUUGUUAGUUUAUUUUAUUCAAAGAUGUUUCUGAAAUAUUAA
Messenger RNA from Hermetia illucens (black soldier fly), 2927 nucleotides. RefSeq lists its product as uncharacterized. Gene Ontology annotation, molecular function: structural constituent of ribosome; mRNA binding. The record is from RefSeq and is a predicted model, not a curated record. NCBI's taxonomy places the organism in Eukaryota, Metazoa, Arthropoda, Insecta, Diptera, Stratiomyidae. The transcript has 14 exons. The coding region runs from base 108 to 2792 and encodes 894 amino acids. Gene Ontology annotation, biological process: translation; nucleobase-containing compound metabolic process.